Trematosphaeria pertusa is the source of this 1347-nucleotide messenger RNA. RefSeq names its product tRNA methyltransferase complex GCD14 subunit. Gene Ontology annotation, biological process: tRNA methylation. The transcript has a single exon. Lineage: Eukaryota; Fungi; Ascomycota; Dothideomycetes; Pleosporales; Trematosphaeriaceae. The record is from RefSeq and is a predicted model, not a curated record. Gene Ontology annotation, cellular component: nucleus; tRNA (m1A) methyltransferase complex. The annotation marks the transcript as partial.
CCUUCGCCGUUUCUCGAUCCCGGCUCACAUUCAGUCGCCGACAGUCUCGGUAUCCUUCAAUUGAAGCGCGACCACCUCAUCCCCGCCGUUCUUUCCCCGACUGCCGACUCGGAAUACGCAGAAGGCAAGGUCGAGAACACACGCUUCGGCUCCUUCCCACACAGCACACUCCUGAACCAGCCAUGGGGCACCCAGAUACUCGCUUCGCUUGUUGACACAGGCUCGCGCGGAGCAAAGUCGAAGAAGCGGAAACGCGGACAGAACGAUGAGGGCGCGGGAGGACCUAGAGCAGACGCCGAAGAUGUGAAGAAGGAUAUUGCGAAGGCUGCCACGGCGAGCAGUGGGUUCGCGCAUCUCAUUCCACCUACUCCGGAGACAUGGACGUUGUGUCUGCCGCACAGGACGCAGGUCGUGUACACGCCGGACUACUCGUACAUCCUUCAGAGACUCCGCGUGCGACCUGGGGACCACAUAAUAGAAGCAGGAGCGGGCAGUGGCAGCUUCACUCAUGCCGCUGUGAGAGCGGUCUUCAACGGCUAUGCUAGGCCUGGCGAAACACAGAAUAAUAGCGAGGAAAAUGAAGCGAGCGAAGCUGGCCCGACAAAGAAGAAGCGAAGGAAGAGACACGGCGGUGUAUACAGCUUCGAAUACCACGCGCCGAGAGCCAAAGAGCUACAGAGCGAGAUCAAAGCGCAUGAGCUCGACUCGCUCGUGACCGUCACAAAUCGAGACGUCUACGCCGAUGGAUUCUGCUUAGAUAGCGACGAUGAGCCAAACGCAGACGUUAUAUUUCUCGACCUCCCCGCGCCUUGGCUUGCCCUCAAGCACCUAACACGCUCGCGCCCCUCAUCCGCAGUCCUGAAAUCCCUCUCCUCCGACCCAUCAACACCAAACGACUCGGACAUUGCCACCCAACCGCCCUCCGCACCAACUCCGUUCCGCUCACCGCUCAACCCCAACAGCACUGUGCGGAUAUGCACCUUCUCGCCCUGCAUAGAGCAAGUCACCAAGACAGUCUCCGCGAUGCGCUCGCUCGGCUGGCUCGAAAUAGGCAUGGCGGAGAUACAAUCCAAGCGCCUCGAGGUGCGCCGCGAGCGCAUCGGGCUGCAAGAGGAAGGCCUGCGCGGCGCAAACCCCAGCGCAGCAACCGUGCAAGAAGCGGUCCAGCGUCUGCGAGACGUAGAAGACCGCGCGAAAGUGUUCCAUGGUCUGCAGAAAGAGAAGCAAGAGGAAGUGAUGCGGAGGGCUGAGGCCAAAAAGCGGGGCGAGAAAGUCCCGCCUGUAAGGGAUGAAGAAGCACAGGGCAAAGCGAAGAAAAAGAAGAAGAUUGAGGGGGUACCGCCGUCG